CGGCACACGCGGAGCCGCUCUUCGGCGCAGUAUGGAGGAGGCGGCGGCGGCGGCGGCGGGUGAGGGCAAGGCGGGCCACGGCCGGAACGGCCAUGCCGAGGGCCCGGCGGCCGAGGAGCGGCGGGGCGGCGGGGCCCGGCUGCGGGGCUGCCGCGGGUUCCUGCGGCGCAACGCGCUGGUGCUGCUGACGGUGUCGGGGGUGGUGGCCGGCGUGGCGCUGGGGGCCGCCGUGCGCAGCGCGGCGCUCAGCCCGGCACAGGUCUCCUACCUGGCCUUCCCCGGGGAGCUGCUGCUGCGGAUGCUGCGCAUGGUGAUCCUGCCGCUCGUGAUCUGCAGCCUGGUAUCGGGCGCCGCCAGCCUGGACACCCGCUCGCUCGGCCGCCUGGGUGGCAUCGCGGUCGCUUAUUUCCUGGGCACCACGCUGCUCGCCUCAGGCCUCGCUGUCGCCCUCGGCUUCAUCAUUCGCCCCGGCGCCGGUGCCUCCGCGCUCAACACCCAGCUGGGGCUGCCGGGCGCGCUGCCCAAGAGCAAGGAGACGGUGGACUCCUUCCUCGACCUCAUCAGAAACCUGUUCCCUGCAAAUCUUGUUGCUGCAGCUUUUGAAACGUAUGCAACAGACUAUCAGCUGCUGCUCAGGAACACAACCUCUGGAAAUAUCACAUGGGAAAAGGUCCCUGUAGGUACUGAUAUCAGAGGGAUGAACAUCCUGGGACUGGUGCUGUUUGCUCUGGUUUUAGGAGUGGCACUGAAAAAGCUUGGCCCCGAGGGGGAGGAUCUGAUUCGCUUCUUUAACUCAUUCAAUGAGGCAACAAUGGUCUUGGUUACCUGGAUCAUGUGGUAUGUACCUAUUGGCAUUAUGUUCCUUGUUGGGAGCAAGAUUGUGGAAAUGGAAGAUAUUGUGCUUCUGGUGACCAGUCUGGGAAAAUACAUCUUUGCCUCUAUCCUGGGCCACGUCAUCCACGGAGGAAUCAUUCUGCCGCUUAUUUAUUUUGCAGCCACACGGCAAAAUCCAUAUCGUUUUCUCUUAGGACUUAUCACACCAUUUGCCACUGCCUUUGCCACUUGCUCCAGCUCAGCCACGCUCCCGUCCAUGAUCAAGUGUAUCGAGGAGAACAAUGGAGUUGACAAGAGGAUCAGCAGGUUUAUCCUUCCCAUUGGGGCCACUGUAAACAUGGAUGGAGCUGCUAUUUUCCAGUGCAUGGCAGCUGUGUUCAUUGCUCAGCUGAAUAAUGUCGACCUCAACCCUGGGCAGAUCUUCACAAUUCUUGUGACGGCCACGGCGUCCAGCGUGGGAGCAGCCGGGGUCCCUGCCGGAGGCGUCCUCACCAUCGCCAUCAUCCUGGAGGCCAUCGGGCUGCCCACCAACGACCUGUCCCUCAUACUGGCCGUGGACUGGAUCGUGGACCGAACCACCACAGUUGUGAAUGUGGAAGGGGAUGCCCUGGGAGCAGGCAUCCUUAAUUACCUGAAUGAAAAAGACAAGAAAGAGAGAGAGCAGGAGCUCAAGGAAGUCACCGUAGAAGCAGUUGCUAACAGCAAGUCUGAAGCAGAAACGUCACCUUUGGUAACCCACAAAAACCCAGUCUCCAACACAAGCAGCACAGCAGACCCUGACUCCAAGGAAUCAGUAUUGUGAACUCGAGGCCGCUCGUCAAGACCAGUCCUCAAGGUGGCCCAGGGACUUGGCAACGCACCCAGACCUUCGCAGUGCGACUGGGGGCUGGAUGGCUCUUGGAAGUGCUCAGUUCCAGUUUGCUUUGAAAUAUGCUGGCCUGGGGAAGGGGGAGGGAGGUGGGGUGGGCAGAGUAGGGGUGUUGAGGAGGAACACUCGCUUUAUAAUAGUAUUUUGAUAGUUUGUGUGUACAUGUAUGCGUGUUGUGCUACACACUUGUGUACAUGUACAUGAGAACUGCCAUCGAGGCUUCUGGUCUAACAAGACUUCCUUUAGUGAAGGCUCAGAUGGGUUGAAGAUAGGGAGGUAGACAAACCCAGUAUGUGCUUAUUGUAGGGAAAAAACUUUGCUGCUGUUUGAAUGGAGAAGCAGUCUAAAAACUCCAGAGUGGGUGAAAAUGUUGCUUAAAUUUGUUUUCUAGCGUGGAAACACUUACCAACCAUUACAGCCAUGAUAUGAAGCAACAUUUUUCUCCCACUCCCCUUCCUCUCAUGUUCUCCGAUCCAUUAAAAACCUUGAAUAUGUCCUUAAAACUAGCUGUUUUCUAUUUUUAAUUUUUUUUUGUUUCAUACCUAAAUUAAUAGUUCAUAGGGACUUGUUUCAUUCUCUCUCUACCUUGCAGCUCAUAGCAGCUUUCCUUGUUUAGUAGCUCCCAAACUGUGGGACCAAACAGAGGACAUCUUCGUGCAGAUCAAGGAUUGGUUUCCUCCUUUCUUCUAACCAAGCUGUUAAGGAAAAAAUCCAGAGGAAGAACAAAUUUUGUUAAAGUAAUCCCUUUGGAGCUGAAAAAAAUGUAGAGUCUGUUCCAGCAUUAGUAUGUCUGAAAGAGGCUUGCCUGUUAUAACAUCCAUAAAUCCAGAAGUCAGUUCCAUUCAUGAAAACACACAUGAUUCUCUGUUAGCAUGCCCCAUCCUGCUCAUGUUUAUUUAAUGGGGCAAUCAAAACAACUUUAGUCAUACUCUCUUUUCAGCAAAACUGAAUAGGGAAAGAAAAAUUCUGAACACACAUCAUGUGAAAACUGAUGACAGGCAACUCUGAGUCUUGGCUUGAAAGGGGAAGAGAAGAGAUGAGUUUAUAACCCCAGUGAUCUCUGUGUGGGAGAUGGCUACCUGUUCCUGGUAGGAGUUUGGUCCUGCCAUAGAUGUUUUUCUGGCAGCAGUUUAUUUGUAGUAAUUCUGGGUGGUGCUGGGCCAGGGUAAUGCUUUCAUGGCAGGUGGUAACCUUUGCUUGAAGCUCAGUGAAAUGCUUCUGGAUUCUUACUCCUUCUUUUUGCCUUUACUUUGUCCUUCCUGAAUUUACAUGCCAAACCUGAACAAAGUCUGGCAAACUCAUUACAAAGAUCCUGUUGCUUCAUCUUGGCUCUUUGGAUGCUAAUAGUUAGAAAAUUAUGACUAUGCAUGCCAAGAUUUGCCCGGACUUGUGAUAUUUUCCUUUGGCUGCUUCAACAAGAGAUUGCAUACUGUCCAUCUCCACACACAAUUAUAUAUUAAUUCAGGAAUAUAUAUUUACACUUAGCUUUGAUAUAACAUAAUGCUAAAGUCUCCCUUUUACUUUCUCCUCUCUUGGUUCAGAGGAAUCUAUCUUGGAAAGAUAUCAGCACUAGGAAGAGGCAACUCCAAUUCCAUAGCAGCAGCUGCCUUCCUUUGCAAAGCAUCUCUCCAGGUAGAGGGACACAAUUUUGCAGGAGGAUGCUCAGAGUGAGAUGUGGCCACCCCUGAGGGGGAGUGCUGUGAGUGUGUCAUGACUGGCUGGUUAAUCCAGUCACUGCAGCCAUGCAGACAAUCCAAGUAGGAAAGGAUUAGUCAGCCCUCUGGGAAACUGCAGGUGGAGUUUCUUCUUAACCAGUUUAUUUGUAACCAUGUCCACAAAAUUUGGUCAUUUCUUGGCUCACCUUCAAAAUGGAAGGAGACAAACACAGUUCUGUAGGGAUGUCUUUUCCCAGCAGAUCAACUUUGCAUUUCUUCUGUUAGAAUCAUCCCGACUCCUUUCAACUCAGGAAACCAAAAGCACAUUUUUAGGUCUAAGUAUCUCUUUGAAAUAUCUGAGUGCACCAGAACCCCAAAUACUUCGAUUUUAAAAUAGUGUAUGGAUGUCUAAAGGAAGCUGAAAAUUUUGACUGUCUCCUGUGGGCUGGGUUCUGUAGUUUAAUUUUAUCCCUCAUCAGACGUUUAGCUCCUGUGCUUUUGUGAGACCCCCUGGAAUACUGUGUACAGUUCUGAUGUUCCCAACAUAAGGAGGACAUGGAACUGUCAAGAGCAAGUCCAGAUGAGGGUCACAAAGAGGAUGGGAGCACACCCCCUGCAACGACAGGCUGGCAAAGUUGUUCGGCCCAGAGAAGAGAAGGUUGCAUUGCAACCUUCUGGUAUCUGCAGGGGGCCUACAGGGAGGCCAGAGAGGGGCUUUGUCAGGAAAUGUAGUGGUAGGACAAGGACCAAUGGAUACAAACUGAAAGAGAUGAAAUUUGCUGAGAUACUGGAACAGGUUGCCCAGGGAGAUUGUAGGUGCCCCAACCCUGACAGUGUUCAAAGCCAGGCUGGAUAAGGCCCUGAGUAACCUGGUCUAGUGGGAGGUGUCCCUGCACAUGUCAGGGGGAUUGUGACUGGUGGUUCUAUGCUGCUGUCCCUCGCUGUGACACAUGCAGCUAGGAUCAGCGCAUGAGGGCAGUACUAACCUGACAAUUCAUGAAGCAUCACAGCACCAUUUCAGAGAAGAAACCACAAUUUUAAUUUUUUUUCACCCUGAAGCUGUUGUUGCCCACAGGAAGAAGUACUGCCCUGGGCAAACCCAAAGGCUGGGCUUCCUUUCAAGGCACUACUUUGCCAUUGCCAUACGAUCCUUAUUCCCUAUGGUGCUGCAGCUGGAUCUUGCUUCAUCCUUGUAGCAGUGUGCCAUAGGCUGUGGCACAUUGUUUCUGACAGGGGAUCCCAGGAAAUGGAAAAUUGAAGCAAAUACCCCAGUAUUAGUAUUUUCCAAUAGCAAUGCAGAAGAUCAGUCUUCACUGAACACCUCUCCCAGUGCCCACUAUGGGUUGCCCUGUUUUGCAUCGAUGUGACUGUCCAUAUAAAGCUUGUUAAAGCAGUUGGAUUUAAGGAGGUCAAAUCAUUCUCAUAGCAGGAAUUUAAUCAAGGAAAUCUAAUACUACUGUUCUUGGAGACAGGUAUGAUAAGAUUUAUAUGAACCAUGAGUAUUUAGCUCUUAACCUGCCAGAAAUCUGUAGUCUUACAGAAGCCUUACUUUAGAGUUUAAAAUGUGCCAGGUCUUUUGUUAUUUGUGCACAACAAGAGGGAUCUAUGGAAGCAGUAGUGCUGGAUAAUUACUGCUUGUCAGAACAUCUUCUUGGUCAUUUUUUUAAUCAUUUGUGUCAGAAUUUACAUUUCUUGUUUUUCUGUGAUGUUCCCAUUCCUCACAAUAGCCAUGAUGCAUCCUAGAACUCUCUACCUAGAUUGUUUUCAUUAGGUAGGAAUAUGAAAGAUCCAGUAUUGCACUCUCCCAGACUGUAAAAAAUGUGGUGCAUUCCAACAACUGUCACUGUAAUGAUGUGGACCCUGAUGGUAAGCCUGAUGAGAUAGAAGACUUGACAUUUGCUCUAAGUGGUCAGGGUCUUCAGGCUGCUGGGAGAACAAUGAAAGAGCAGUUGAGGGAUGCACAUUUGAGAUGCUGUUCUUGACCUGCAGUGUAAUGUGUUAUACUAGGAGCUUCCUAUUCCAGGAGGCUGUGAGCUGAGAAGGUGCUCAGGAGCCUUGUGGGUGCAGCCAGGGGUACCUGCUCUGCUCUGCUCUCACCCAGGCACUCCACAAAUCUGGUGCCAGUGUGGUACUUAACUCCAAUGUCUCUUGACUGGACGUAUAUUUCUGUCCUCCUGGCAUAACUGUAAUUGGAAACCUUUAGUCAGUUGCUGCUUUUUUUUUUUUUUUUUAAGAGGAAAUAAAUUCCGUAUUGAAAAUACUAUUUUCAGAAAACACUAUUUUCUAUUUGAUUUUAGGUUGGGGUUUUUUUGUUGUUUUGUUUUGUUUUUUUUUUUCUGGAAGGUGCAAGUUCUCUCCUCAGCUCAUGUCCUGCCCUCUAGUACAGGAAUUGCUUUUUGAGAGAAAGAUAUGGAAAUUACGUGGUGUGUUUCUUGGGGUGUCCUGUGCAAGGCUAGGAGUUGGCCUCGAUAAUCCUCAUGGGUCCCUUCCAACUCAGUGGAUUCUAUGAAAUAUUGAAGAGUCUGCAAGCCUUUCUUUUCAGCGAAGUUUCUUUGACCAUUUUGCACCAUCUUUUAUUUCUUCUCUAGGAUUGACUUUUCACUCCAUGCUUAUUUAUCACUGCCUGAUCUCAUCCUGUUUCCUGGGAUACCCUAUGUUCUUUUUAUGUUUCAGUGGCUCAGGAAUAAAUGGAAGAGUGGACAGAGUUUUGAGGGCUCCUGUUUGCAUUCUGCCUUGCUCCUGUUCUGGACUCAGCAGAGGUUUGUGAGCCUUGGUAAUUUAGAGUUGCUCUGAGAGUGCCAAGCAGUAUCUGUCUCUCAUAUUGAGAAAGGUGCUUGUUCUGUGCUGUGAGAUGUGGGUGUAGAUGCCUGAAAAACUGUACUGAGCAGUGGAAGAUGCCAGGACUUGACUGCUUGUAGGAUAUUUUCAGUAAAGAACUUGUAUUCCAAAGAACUGAGCUUUAGCUGAGUCUUGGUGUUGGUAGUUGCUCUACAAGACUGGGUAAUUGCAAAGGGCUUCAACCCCUUCUGGGGAUGUCUCUUGCAGUCAGGAUGGCUUUUGUGUUGAGAAUGGACUAGAGCCAAUCCCAGGGCUUCCCCUGUCAGGAUGUGACAGAUGGGACAGUGUCCCUCAGAUAUAAGAGAUGUGGAGCCAGCCAAAGUACCACAUGGGUUGGUGAAACAAUCUCUGCUUUGUCUUUUCUGGGCAGCCCUGAGGAGGCAAUGGCCCUGAGGUGGUGAGAGACUGGGGGGAGGGUGUGAGGGGCAGACUUUCCUGCUGCUUGCUCUGUUCCCAUACUCUUCCCUGGGCAUUUCCUGUGACCAGUGCCAGAUAUGGACCUGACCCAGUGUCAUCAUUCCUAUUCUCCUGUGAUUCCUCCUUAUUCUGCAGCAAGAACAGUGAAAUCUGAGGUGUUUACACAGUUCCUCGUUCUGUCAAGUCAAAGUCCUGUCAUCUGUGACUGACCACCCAGCCAUAUUUUGUAGGUUGUGUCCUCAAGAGCUUACAAAAGGGCCAAAAUCACCACCUCUUCUGCAAAGACUUGCAGCAUUGGUCAGUAGUCUGGGCUGAAUCUUCACUCUGGUCCUCUGCUAACACAGAGCAUUUCUGCAGACACUGUAAAGCAUCAUCCUGUUGGAAAUGAUAAUUUUUUAAUCCUGACUCUUCCACAGGCAGUGAGCAGUGGGCCUCAGGUACCAAGUCAAAAGACCAAAAUACAAACUCUCACCAAAGAAAAAUUGUUACAUCUUCGCUGAUUUUAACAGAGCCUUGGCAGUUCAUAAUGACAGAGCUGCCUGUAGUGACUGACCUGGUGACAGAUGAACAGCACAGAAUUAGGCAGGUUGCGUAAGUCCUAUACCUGUGCUUCCUUUUCUGUAAAUUAGGUUUACAGAUACUUAGAUGUCUCUCACAGACCAUAGUGUGGAAGAUAGCGAGUUGCAAUAUUUGGAAAGCACUCUUAAGACACAGAGCAGUAAAUCUCGAAGAAUAAUGAACUUUUCAAAAAAUUUAAAGGAAUCAAGUAAUGAAAUUUUGCAGAGUUGCAUUGCGCUAGAGAAGGAAUGACUGAUGGAAAAGAGAUCAGGUGGAUGCAUUUGCUGGGCUAAUUCAGGAGGAGCUGGUGUCAGUGUGAGCUGCAGUUCAGAAAGGGGAUGUGACUUAGUCAAGGACAACACAAUGCCAUGUUCUAUCUGCCUCCUUCCAUCUCCACCUGACAUGCCAUGAAAGCUGAGGCUCAGGUAAAUUAACAGACAUCACCAUGGAUUCAACAUCUAAAUUGGGAGUCUUGACAGCUUAGCUCCUGACUAGUUUCAGUGGGAGAAAGAGCUUUUCAACUCAAAGAACAAGUUGUCUUGUUGUCAGUAUGGGUGACAAAGGUGGAGAAAAAGAAGGAAGAGCUGGAAGGCUGCAGAGGCACAGGGUAAGCAAGAGGAUAAAGAAGCAUCUUUUCCUUGGCAUUUUGAUAUGGAUAGGAUCAAAGAGGUUGCAGGCAUUUGUCUGGCACGUAGCAGAGACAACGCAAAUCCCUGCCUGCUGCUUGGGUGGGAUUUGCAGGGAGAGGCAGGAGUGCUCAGGUUUCUGAAAUGCAACAAGGCAGCAUGCAGAGGGCCAGCAUGGAGCUCUGAUAAGCUGCUGCUGGCCAUGACCAGCGGAACAGCAGUACAGUUCUGGAUCAGGGAUUGACCCACAUUCCUCCUUGCAGGAUAGCUAGGACAAAUGCUCCUCAGAUAAAUGCAUGGAGGCCAUUAUUCUCCAAGGACAAAGACCAACUUGUUAUCUAUGGGAGCAUAUUGAUGGAAGCCAUGCUCACUUGCUGCCUCAGUUUUCUGGCUGGAGGAAAAAGGAUCAUUUGACAAAUGAUCUAAAAUUUCUUCCAGACUUUGGGCAACACAUUGAGACAGUUGCCCCUGAAUAUUUUAACUCUGACAAUAAGUGAUCCAGAGCCUUAUUUGGCUCACGUAGGUCUUCGCAUCUGAGCACUGUCUUGGGAAGUUAAUGUUAACACAGAAUUAAUUCUCUGCAUGGGGUCUUUACAGGCAUUUGUGACCAGCAGGCAUCAGUUCACAUCUGCACAAGUGAAUGAAUACAGAAAAAGGUGAAAGAACUCUCUCUUGAGUCACAUGAAGAGUUGCCAAGCUGGCUAGGAGCAGACUCUGAGUCCCAAAGCCAGGUUCAUUGUUAGCUAACAACUAUCACUUCCUUAAAAGAAUCCACAUCUGAGGGCUUAUAAAUAUAUUUGAUUCCAUACAGAGAUUUUAAUAGGAGAGGGAAAAAAAAUCUUUCAUUCAAGAGUUCACAGGGUGGUUACUAAUCAAAUUAUAUCUCAGUGUCAGCAGAUGCAUCAUCCUUAACAGUUGUGAAAUCUCAUUUGGAUUUAACCUCAGAUCUUGGUGCCAGCAGGAGGUGAGGACUGUGGACAUUUCAACUGGCCCACAGCUUUUAUGUAAAAUCUUGCUCAAGAAACAUUUAUACUUGUCUCCCAAGGCCACAGAUAUUGCUUGCAAGGCAAGCAGGGCUACCAACAGGAACCAGUAUGAGGAAAUGGAUUUUGAGCCAACUCUGUUGUAAUACAAAGUUAACGGUGUGGUUUUAAGCCACAGAGACCAAGAAAUUUGGUCUUGGAUGUUCCUUAGGAUAGCUUUCACUUGCUCCUUCUGGUAAAACAACACUGAGAAAGUAAUGCUCUUCCUUGCCAAGCAUGCAUGUAGUAAUUGAAACUAAACUGCAUAUGGCAUGUGCGUGCAACUUAAUUGCAGUUACGUGUUACAGAAGGAAAUUACUGAGGGAACUCUUCUCUCAAAGAACUGUUUACAAUAACUGAAUCCCCCAGAUUACAUUCCCACAGGAAAAGUUGUGCUUAACCAUAAAAAAUACUCUAGAUAUUAACUGGUUUGGAUUGUAGCUUUUUUUAGAACCAGAAGGAACGCUGCAAAGAGGACAGGCCAGGGCCUUUACUGAUGUGCAUUGAUGUAAUUUCCUGAGCUUUCUGUGGUUUCUGGAUUUCUGAUGGAGAUAUCUCUGUAGGAGCAUAGAGGAAUGGUCUGGGCCUUUUAAGAUGAUCAUGAUCAACAAAGCAGCAGUAAAGCAAUGUUUUUAAAGCAAUCUUUCUUGGCUGUAACUAAAGGUAUUUUACGUGCUCAGAGUAUGCUUAUGAUGUGGUGCCUCUAAUAAAAAAGUGUUUUCCUAGUGGUUGGUGUUGAAGCAGAAGGAAACUUCCUCAUGUUUUGUUCAGUUUGCCUUCUCUGUAUCCCUCCUGCAGAGUCUGUUUGCUCCUUGGAGUCUGCCCAGAUCCCAGCAGGAUCAGGCUCCUAUAGUACAUAGAUCAAAUGUAAAGAUAUUCUGGCCCCAUCUGAGGCCAUGGACUGUUUCCUGUCCUGUUGGGAGGGGACAAAUACGUGUUUUCAGCUUCGGAGAGCGUCUGACUGAACAAACCUUGCUUCAUUAAGGCAAUACCUUAAUGACAUUUUACACUUAAUUAGUCAAAUAAUUGUGACCAAGGUGGCCCAGCUGUCGCUGCCUCCCUGCUCUACUCCACAACAGAUGCUCUGUUGACUUGUCUUCCCUGAAGGCCAUUGUGGGAAGACAUUAUGUGUUUCACACAUGUGUUUCACUUCAUGGUGUGUUUGCCAUCCAUGAGAAUUCCAUUCUUUUAAGGACACAAUCUUACUUAGACUUCCUCAGUUACUGUUCUGACUGCACUCUUGUAAGGUUGUGCUGUAUGGGAUGGAGAUCAUGUGUAGCACUGCAAAUAGCUGAGCAAACCUCUGCUCCUGAGCUGCUUCUUGGUUACAGCAAACUGAGACUGACUCACUCACACUUUGUGAGGGUGAAGACUUUGAUUAGAUUUUGAUUAAUCCCUCGGAUUCAGGGAUAGCAGGACCACCCCUGCACAUGAGGAGUCCCCUUCUGCCUUAUUAUCCUUAAAGGUGCCUUGUCCUGGCUCCCUUCAGGACAAAUUCCAAGUUGCUGUUUGGCUUUCAAAUAUAACUAUGCACCAAAGCUGAAAGACUCCAUUAUCCCUGGAGACAGGAGGGAAAAUGGGAUAUCCUGGUGUGAGACAAGGAAAAUGGUUUUCUUUUCUUUAUCCUGUGAGCUCUCUAGCAGCAAUCCUGAGGUGUGUAUGUGUGUGUGUGCUUUUAUUUCUAGCUGAACACAAAUUGCUCUGAUUAGGAGGAAGUAUUAUUGUAUUUUUAUAUGCUAAACCGUUUGAUUAAUUACUUUAAUAAAGAGAAAGAUGAACUCUGAAAUUCACUGCCAUCUACUCCAGUACAGUCCAGUAUCAGUGAUACAAAUGUAUCUGCCUUGUGCUUAGAGUGUCCGCUCCUUCCAAGAGAUGUUUGUGCCAUGUGGGUGUGUUGAUCCUUGUGCCCAUCAGUAGCUGUUCCUCUUUCAAAGCUGUGGGUUUCUCCCAUGUGACUCUGUAUCAGCCUUUCCAUUGUCUGCCAAGAACAGAUGUAUGUGCACAUAUGCAAAGACAAGACCAUACCGCUGUGUCUUGGGAUGUGUGACCCUGAGGCAGAUGUUACAGAUGUUUGUUGUGUGCUGUACCCUUUGGAGUAAGGACUCCCUGCCUACCUGGGGAGCAACCAGUCCUGUGGCUCAGGUUGGGAUGGUUUGUUGUAUUAGGAGGGUGACACAAUGGGAUACUCUUUUUCCUUUCUCUCAUGGAAAUGUAUAUUUGUUCUCUCUUUGUGUAGCUUCUCAAUCUAAAAUAAAACCCACCCCAAACAGAA
Camarhynchus parvulus is the source of this 11090-nucleotide messenger RNA. RefSeq names its product solute carrier family 1 member 4 (gene SLC1A4). NCBI's taxonomy places the organism in Eukaryota, Metazoa, Chordata, Aves, Passeriformes, Thraupidae. The transcript is spliced from 8 exons. Gene Ontology annotation, biological process: L-serine transport; L-glutamate transmembrane transport. The record is from RefSeq and is a predicted model, not a curated record. Gene Ontology annotation, cellular component: plasma membrane. The coding region runs from base 32 to 1636 and encodes 534 amino acids. Gene Ontology annotation, molecular function: L-threonine transmembrane transporter activity; L-aspartate transmembrane transporter activity; L-alanine transmembrane transporter activity.